AUGAAAAUUUUUUUUGGGAAAAUAGUCAAUAGAAAUUGUGAAAAAUCAAUUUUCCAUAUAAUUUUAAAAGUUUCAAAAAAAUUUAACGAAAAUUCUAAAAAAGUUGCAUCUCCUGAAACAGACAUUACAUCUCUUGCAAUUAACACUACAACUUUUAUGCCUGAUACUAUAGCUCCAACUGCACUUUCGAAUUCUCUAGAUAAAACACCUAUUCUCACAACUCCAACUGCUUUUUUUCAUACAACAAAUAACAAUUUAUCUUCAAAUCAGACAGAUAGUAUCCAACUGCAGAACCAACAAAUUAUACAUGCCCCUCUUAAACAGGUUCAACAACAUGUAAAUGGAAUAAACUGUACUGGAAACACUUCACCAUGUCCAAGUGCGAUUGCUCCAGAUACUUUGACGCCAACAACAUCAAGUGACCCUACCGAAGUUACGCCUACUCUUACACCUAAAGGUAAUUUAUUAAUACCAAUGGUUUCAGUAGGUAUAUUUAUUUUGGGAAUUAUUUUUCUUUUGGUUCUUAUUUGUAAAUGUACUCCUAUUGGAUCUUGGAUUCGUUAUAGGAAGUCAAAAAAAAAAAAAGCAAGAAAAAAGAUUAAGAAAAUAACAAGGGAACCGUUGUUAAUGGAUACAAACAAUAUAAAGAAUGAACCAAUAAAUAAUGAAAAUUAUUCGUUCUUAUACCAUGAAAAAGAAAUACCACUAUGUGAUAUGAUUUUGGAAAAUGAAAAAGAUUUGAAGUAUAAACAUGUGAAGAAAUCCAAAGCACAUAAAGGAAUGUAUAUGGAAAAUGGAAAAGACUUGAAGCAUGAAAAAAUGAAGAAAUCCAAAGCACAUAAAGGAAUGUGCAUGAAGAAUAAAAAAGAUUUGAAGUAUGAACAAAUCCAGAAAUCUAAUGCUCACGAAGAAACGUAUAUGGAAAAUGACAUAGAUUUGAAGUUUGAACAAAUUAAAAAAUCCAAAACACAUGAAGGAACCUAUAUGGAAAAUGAAAUAGAUUUGAAGUAUGAAGAAAUAAAGAAAUCCAAAGCACAUAAAGGAAUGUACAAGAAUAAUGAAAAAAAUUUGAAGUAUAAACAAGUGAAAAAAUCCAAAGAACAUGACGGAAUGUAUAUGGAAAAUGAAAAAGAUUUGAAGUAUGAACAAAUAAAGAAAUUCAAAUUGCAUGAAGUAACAUAUAUGGAAAAUGAGGAUGAUUUGAAGUUUGAACAAAUGAAAGAAUCCAAAGAAAAUGAAGGAAUGUAUAUGCAAAAUGAAGAGGAUUUGAAUUAUGAACAAAUAAAGAAAUCCAAAUCGCAUGAAGGAACGUAUAUGGAAAAUAAAGAAGAUUUGAAUUAUGAACAAAUAAAGAAAUCCAAAUCGCAUGAAGGAACGUAUAUGGAAAAUAAAGAAGAUUUGAAUUAUGAACAAAUAAAGAAAUCCAAAUCGCAUGAAGAAACGUAUAUGGAAAAUGACAAUGAUUUGAAGUUUGAACAGAUUAAAAAAUCCAAAAUACCUGAUGGAACCUAUAUGGAAAAUGAAGUAGAUUUGAAGUAUGAAGAAAUGAAGAAAUCCAAAGCACAUGAAGGAAUAUAUAUGGAAAAUGAAAAUAAAUGCAUUCGUGAAGUUGUAGAAAUGUCAAAGAAGCACGAAAAUGAAUCGAUAUUGGGAGAAAAAUUAUAUCAAGAUGAUCCUAGAAAUGAAAUUGAAGAAAUUGAAUUGAAUGUAAAUAAAUCUAGAAAUGAAAUUAAAGAUGAAUUAAAUAAAAAUAUAUUAGAAAAAGACCCUGUUCAUAUUGUAUGGCAUAUUAGGAAUGGCACAUUAAAUGAGGAAAAAGCAAAUGAAAUAAACUUGCAAAAAGAAAAAUCUACAUGUGAAAAUGAAAUGAAAAAUUUAGAAAAUAAAAGAUCACUUAAUGAUGAAGUAUGUAGUUGGAAUACAUGGAUAAAUAUACAUUUGAUAGCCUUACUUGAGUAUAAAACAGAAGAAUGGAAAUUGAAUAAAACCGAAUUUUUUAAUAUUUGUUUAGAAGAGAUCAAAAAAGAUGGAGAAAAUUCUAAUUUAAAAGAAAUUGGAAAUAAUUUUGUAAUGAAAAUAAAAGAAGAAAAUAAUACCGAUACAAUAGAUAAAAAUAGUAGUAUAUUAGAUAAAUAUAAAAAUGAAGAGUGGUUUNCGUAUAUGGAAAAUAAAGAAGAUUUGAAUUAUGAACAAAUAAAGAAAUCCAAAUCGCAUGAAGGAACGUAUAUGGAAAAUAAAGAAGAUUUGAAUUAUGAACAAAUAAAGAAAUCCAAAUCGCAUGAAGGAACGUAUAUGGAAAAUAAAGAAGAUUUGAAUUAUGAACAAAUAAAGAAAUCCAAAUCGCAUGAAGGAACGUAUAUGGAAAAUAAAGAAGAUUUGAAUUAUGAACAAAUAAAGAAAUCCAAAUCGCAUGAAGGAACGUAUAUGGAAAAUAAAGAAGAUUUGAAUUAUGAACAAAUAAAGAAAUCCAAAUCGCAUGAAGGAACGUAUAUGGAAAAUAAAGAAGAUUUGAAUUAUGAACAAAUAAAGAAAUCCAAAUCGCAUGAAGGAACGUAUAUGGAAAAUAAAGAAGAUUUGAAUUAUGAACAAAUAAAGAAAUCCAAAUCGCAUGAAGGAACGUAUAUGGAAAAUAAAGAAGAUUUGAAUUAUGAACAAAUAAAGAAAUCCAAAUCGCAUGAAGGAACGUAUAUGGAAAAUAAAGAAGAUUUGAAUUAUGAACAAAUAAAGAAAUCCAAAUCGCAUGAAGGAACGUAUAUGGAAAAUAAAGAAGAUUUGAAUUAUGAACAAAUAAAGAAAUCCAAAUCGCAUGAAGAAACGUAUAUGGAAAAUGACAAUGAUUUGAAGUUUGAACAGAUUAAAAAAUCCAAAAUACCUGAUGGAACCUAUAUGGAAAAUGAAGUAGAUUUGAAGUAUGAAGAAAUGAAGAAAUCCAAAGCACAUGAAGGAAUAUAUAUGGAAAAUGAAAAUAAAUGCAUUCGUGAAGUUGUAGAAAUGUCAAAGAAGCACGAAAAUGAAUCGAUAUUGGGAGAAAAAUUAUAUCAAGAUGAUCCUAGAAAUGAAAUUGAAGAAAUUGAAUUGAAUGUAAAUAAAUCUAGAAAUGAAAUUAAAGAUGAAUUAAAUAAAAAUAUAUUAGAAAAAGACCCUGUUCAUAUUGUAUGGCAUAUUAGGAAUGGCACAUUAAAUGAGGAAAAAGCAAAUGAAAUAAACUUGCAAAAAGAAAAAUCUACAUGUGAAAAUGAAAUGAAAAAUUUAGAAAAUAAAAGAUCACUUAAUGAUGAAGUAUGUAGUUGGAAUACAUGGAUAAAUAUACAUUUGAUAGCCUUACUUGAGUAUAAAACAGAAGAAUGGAAAUUGAAUAAAACCGAAUUUUUUAAUAUUUGUUUAGAAGAGAUCAAAAAAGAUGGAGAAAAUUCUAAUUUAAAAGAAAUUGGAAAUAAUUUUGUAAUGAAAAUAAAAGAAGAAAAUAAUACCGAUACAAUAGAUAAAAAUAGUAGUAUAUUAGAUAAAUAUAAAAAUGAAGAGUGGUUUGUUAAUUUGAAGAAAGAAUGGGAACAAGAACAAAAAAAACACUUAGAAUAUUUAGAAGAACAUGAAAUUAAAAAAAUGUCAGAAUUGGGAUUAAACAAUUUUAUUCUAGGUAAAAAAAAAAAAAUAUGGAAGGAAUGGAUAGAAUGGCAAAUAAAGCAUUCAUACGAAUACAAAAAUCAGAAAUGGUUUGUACAAUUGCUAGAAGAAUAUGAAAAAGAAGAAAAAGAAGAAAUUUUAAAGGAAAAAAAUAUAGAGAAAGAAGGAAAUAAUGGAAUAGAUAAAAAUGAAAUGAAGAAAAAUUUGGAAAGGAGAAUUUUGUUAGAUAUUUAUAUGAUGUUAUUAGAGGAAUGUAUAAAAGAAGAGUUGCAAAAAGAAGAAGAAUUUUAUAAAACAAACAUAAUAGAGAUGAGGAAAUUUAAAAAUUUGGACGAAGAAGCAAAUAAAUUAGAAAAAAUAGAAAAAGAAAGAAGUUCGAAUGUUAUAUCAGAGAAAGAAAAAGAGGAAAUAGAAAAAUGGAAAAAGGAAAAAUGGUUUAUUGAGUUAAUGUUAGAAUGGAAAAAUAAUGAAGAAAAAUAUAUGAUGGAGAUAAAUAAAGAAAUUUUAGCAAAAAAGGAUCAAGGAAGAGUAAUAGAUAUUAUCUUAGAAAGACAAGGCAAUAUAUUGAAAAAACACUGUGAAAAUAUUUGUAGAAAGUGGAAAGAAAAUGACAACAAUGAAGAAUGGUUUACAAAGUUAGUUAAAGUACAUGAAAAUGAAGAGAAAGAAUAUAAAAGUAGAAUUGAUAAAAAAAGUAUAGAAAAAAAAAAAGAAAAUGUAAAAACCAUAGAAAUUUGUGAACCACUAACGGAGUUUAACAAUAAGGGAGAAGAAAAAAUGAUAAAAUAUGAAAGGAAUAGUUCACAGGAAUCAUAUGAAAAGAAUAAUUCUACAGUAAACAAAAAAAAAUUAAAAUGGAAGACUUUAAUAGAAAUAUAUAUGGUAAUAUUGGAGGAAUAUAGAAAAGAGGAGUGGUUAUUGAAUAAAAAUAAAAAUAAAAAUAAAACUUAA
Plasmodium gallinaceum is the source of this 4575-nucleotide messenger RNA. Its product is annotated as surface-associated interspersed protein (SURFIN). The record is from RefSeq and is a predicted model, not a curated record. The transcript is spliced from 3 exons. Lineage: Eukaryota; Apicomplexa; Aconoidasida; Haemosporida; Plasmodiidae. The coding region runs from base 1 to 4575 and encodes 1524 amino acids.